AUUUUUUGUAUGCUUGAAGUUUCGAAUUGUUUUCUGUUAACAAUGAGUAACUUCUUUUUUUGACGGGCAAAUAGUACUUUUUGGUGUGGACCGGAAAAGCGGUAAAUUAAGAAGUCAAAAAAAUAUAUUUUUGGCAAGAAUAAAUUAAAUAUUUAUUUCGGUUGUUGGAUUGUUACGUAAAAGGAGGACGAUGUUGGACGAGACUGUACUUUCGUGUGGAGGGGAUGCUAGCGGGAGGCUGGGCGGCCAGUCUCUCUUCAGCGUUCAGCCGGUUCCUAGUGGAAGAUGGAGGAGGAGGUGCUGCAAAUGUCCUUGCAAGGGGUGGUUUUCACCCUGCAGACGGCCAUGAUGUCAUCCCUUCAACAGGCGGCCCUGCUGCCCCCCGACUCACCGGAGGCGACCGCCCUCAGCCUCCAGGCCCUGGAGUCCUACCUCACCCUCCACCGGCUGGGCCUCGCUCAGCGCAGCGGCCACGAAGAAGACGAACCAGAAGAACCGGAAGAACCGCCCCCCAACCCAGCGCCACCGAGGCUCAAAUCCUCCAGGCCUAAGAAACAGUUCAUCUGCAAAUUCUGCAGCCGGGAAUUCACAAAAUCCUACAACCUGCUCAUACACGAAAGGACCCACACCGAUGAGCGACCCUACUCAUGUGAUAUCUGCGGAAAGGCCUUCAGAAGGCAAGACCAUCUUAGAGAUCAUAGGUAUAUACACAGCAAAGAAAAACCAUUCAAGUGCGGUGAAUGCGGCAAAGGUUUCUGCCAGUCGAGGACCCUCGCCGUCCACAAGAUACUUCACCUCGAAGAAUCGCCGCACAAGUGCCCGGUCUGCAGCAGGUCUUUCAACCAACGGUCCAACCUGAAGACGCACCUCCUCACGCACACGGACAUAAAGCCGUAUAACUGCCCGAACUGCGGCAAAGUAUUUCGGCGCAACUGUGAUCUGCGGCGGCACAGCCUGACCCACAACCUCGGCUCGGCCACGGCCACUCCGGAACCACCGCCCAUCGUCGACAAAGCAUCUUAAGUCACAUUUUUAACCGUCACUUUUUAAACCACCGAAAAUACGAAGGGAUAUUAAUACCAUCUGUUGAGAUUUUGGGUGGUGUGGAACUUGACUAAUGGCCAUGGCUAAAGAGCCAUUAACAAUGGCUCUUUCGUCCAGGGACUUAUGACAUAAGACAAACUUUUAAAAACAAGAUUUACCCCUUCUCUUAACUCUUGUUUUGACUGCUAAAAAAGACUGUUUAGAGAUCCAAAUCGCGAUUUUCUACAUCUGUUUUUAUCCCAAGAUUGUUGCUUUAAAAAUCAAGUUCCCACAAUCUCAUUUUAUAACUCAAGCAAAUGGCUGUUCGGAGUGUAUAAUUGAACCUAGUGCAAUUGUCUUCAGACCGUCUGAAAUUCUCGUGGGCAUUAUGUUUUAAUGAUGUGCCUUAUUUAUUAUUUUCUAUGUUAACGUUUUAGCAAUUAGAGAGUU
Molecule: messenger RNA, 1473 nt
Organism: Cimex lectularius (bed bug)
Lineage: Eukaryota; Metazoa; Arthropoda; Insecta; Hemiptera; Cimicidae
Product: protein sister of odd and bowel-like
Exons: 2
Coding region: 286-1023 (245 amino acids)
Biological process (GO): embryonic hindgut morphogenesis; regulation of transcription by RNA polymerase II; embryonic pattern specification
Cellular component (GO): nucleus
Molecular function (GO): DNA-binding transcription factor activity, RNA polymerase II-specific; RNA polymerase II transcription regulatory region sequence-specific DNA binding
Source: RefSeq, a predicted model, not a curated record